AUGGAAGAAUUUGAAGGAAUUGGCUCAAUUGUGGAUGAAUUUCAAAUAAAGGGAUCAACUUUGAAUUUAUUUGGCAUAAAAUGGAAGACGCCUAAUAGUGACAGAGAGUUGAAAAAGUUUAUUCAAAUUCCCUAUGGACCUCACAACAAAGCUUUCCCAAGUUUACCAAUAAUCACUAAUUCCAACCGUAAGCUGUUUAGAUAUAUCACUCAAGACACUAUGAUGGAUAGGUCUAUUUUAGAGUAUGACGAGUCUAAAUUUGAUUCUGAUUUUGAACUCAAUGAUUCUAGCAUGAAUACAAAUCUCACACAAUUUAUGAACGAUUACGACAUCAAUGACAAAGAAGGGAAAAAUUCUGAAUAUCAUAGACCACAGACAAGUUUUGGAAACAAUUAUCAUGAGAACAUUCUUUCUGAUGUUAUACUACAAUCGACUUGUGAAGAAAUGGAAUUGGUUGAAAAAAAUAGCAUUCUUUCAAGCGAAUUCACUCAAUUGUCCUCAAACCGUUCGGAGAACGAUUCUUCGAAGAAACCAGACAUAUUUUCCGAGAAAGAAGAUGUAUUUAGUCUCAAAUCAGAACCUUUUGCUGAUUUGGAACUGGGCGAUUUUGUUGGCCUACAAAACUAA
This is a messenger RNA of Debaryomyces fabryi, 627 nucleotides long. RefSeq lists its product as uncharacterized. The transcript has a single exon. NCBI's taxonomy places the organism in Eukaryota, Fungi, Ascomycota, Pichiomycetes, Serinales, Debaryomycetaceae. The record is from RefSeq and is a predicted model, not a curated record. The coding region runs from base 1 to 627 and encodes 208 amino acids.